Pestalotiopsis fici W106-1 is the source of this 2175-nucleotide messenger RNA. RefSeq lists its product as uncharacterized. The transcript has 7 exons. Lineage: Eukaryota; Fungi; Ascomycota; Sordariomycetes; Amphisphaeriales; Sporocadaceae. Gene Ontology annotation, molecular function: zinc ion binding; DNA-binding transcription factor activity, RNA polymerase II-specific; DNA binding. The coding region runs from base 1 to 2175 and encodes 724 amino acids. Gene Ontology annotation, biological process: regulation of DNA-templated transcription; DNA-templated transcription. The record is from RefSeq and is a predicted model, not a curated record.
AUGGACAACGGUCAAGCGACUGCCCGUGCCUCGGAGGUUGGAUCGGACAACUGCAAUCCCACGGGCACCGGCCAAGUUCCAGAUCCGCGAAGUUGCGAUGCUUGUCGUACACGUAAGGUUCGCUGCAACAGAGAGGUACCUUGCUCUCACUGUCUACGCCUGAAGAUCGAAUGUACCCGUAUCGACACCAAGAUCAAAGAGAAACGCACACGUAUUCUUCUGACUCCUCAAUAUGAAAGAAAGAUAGACCAAAUAGACAGUAAGCUUAAUGGAGUGGUAGAACUGCUGAAAGGUUUCGACCUAGCUCGGCGAUCAAGUAGUGCCAGCCCUCAGACAUCGGAUGGCGCUUCUAUACACUCCAUGUCGUCGGCCCCCCGUUCUCAUGCAGCUGACCUUGAACCAUCCAAUGCAAUGGUGGUGGAAGGUGACUCUUCCAUGGCCGCACACUCGCUUUUUGCCACGCAAUUUUUGCAAAAGAUUGUGGGCCGUGACUGCGCUGAAAUGCGCGAGUCAUUGGACUCUCUUUCUCAUGUUGUAACUGGAUUACGGCAGCAGACUGUUGCGAGCGAGAUGUCGUACCCUCACGCGAGACCAAUCCAACGCCCCAAUCCGCCCCCGUGCAAGAUGCCUCCCUUUGAGAAAGCAGCUCCACUCAUUCAGAUGGCCAAGGCCCAACGACUUAUUGGGCACGGCUGGAUAUACGAGUUUCUGCCGUUUCAACGCUUCUCUGACAUGUGCAUGAACGUGUACUUUUGUGAAGAGUAUUCGGAAGCCGACUUUAUCAAUGUCAAUGCCGGGCUUUUCUCCCUCUUUUCCGACUUUGUGUUUCAUGGUCCGGCAGAGAAGAAAGAGGAAUACCUUGGCUAUGCUCGGGAGUGUCGCGAUAAUCUCGAGACCGCUUUAUCAAAUCUGCCUCUGCAUCUACCAGCGACUUCUAACACAAUCAUUGCCCUCGUUUUUGGUGCUUUUUAUGCAAUCGAUAUUGCAAAACCCUCAUUGGCUUGGUCAUUAUCAUCCAAAUCGUCAGAGCUGUGCCAGACUCUGGGAUAUCACCGCAUUGAAUCAAUGGUGAAUGACAAGAAAGACGACAUUGACUACAAAAAGUUUCUAUUCUGGAGCACUUAUUUUGUCGACAAAAGUCUUUCGCUUCGCCUCGGCAGGGCUUCGACAAUUCCUGACUGGGAUAUCACAUUGCCCCGACCAUCGAACUCUGAGCUCAAAAAUGACCCUCUGUCUGCUUACUUUGUCCUGUGGAUUGAAACCGCCCGGUGUCAAGGAAAUCUAUAUGAGAUGCUGUAUAGUCCAAACUCAAUUGUCCAGCCUCAUAAUGUACGGCAGUAUAGGGUCGAUGCUCUCGUAUCUGCUCUCCACGAACUAGACAGAGCAACACUAGAAACGAACAUGAAAUGGUUUGACCUGGCAAAGCAAGCUUCUGGUGAGACUUUGUUGGUAUUCUUCAAACUAUCAGACGAAAUUCUGCGCCUCUCAUUACUUACUAUGGUGUAUCGAGCUGCUCCACGAUCACUCGAUGCGCCUACGACUUUUAGCCCUAGCUGCAUUGAAGCUGCACGGGCUACGCUCGAUAAACAUUUGAGCUGCAUGUCACUCCUACAAGGCAACGAAAACUACUUUCCGAUAUACGUGCAUUGGACACUCUUGUUUGCUCCUUUUAUUCCCUUCAUUGUCAUCUUCUGUCAGGUGAUUGAGACCAGAGACCAAUUAGAUCUCGAGCGUCUUCAUACUUUUAUUGAAUCCAUCAAGUCGGAUCAUACCGUUUCCGAGUCCGCGACCAAGAUAAAUCGGCUUUUUCAGGCUCUAUAUGUCAUUGCACAUCGCUACGUGGACUUUCGUCCUGCCGAUCCGAAGGCGCACCAGACAGACGACGCAAUGAUGGAGACGUAUCUCGCAUCGAUGGGUUUUUCGACCACGGCGCCUCAGCAUGACGCGAGGCACCAGCGGGCAACGGAAGCAUUCGAAGAGACAGGCAAUAUUGCAGGGCAUGGCAGCACUGGUGGUGGAGACAUGUUUGCCAAUAACGCAGGAGGCGGGCAGAGAACAACGAAUCCGAUCAUGUGGCUCGGCAACGGAGCUCAGUUGGAGGAUUGGUUCUACCACAACCAAGCCAUGAUGGAUAUUCUCGAAUCAUCUAAUGAGCCUGGUAGUAUCGAUAGUUGA